Molecule: messenger RNA, 1286 nt
Organism: Ictalurus punctatus (channel catfish)
Lineage: Eukaryota; Metazoa; Chordata; Actinopteri; Siluriformes; Ictaluridae
Product: renin receptor
Exons: 4
Coding region: 327-587 (86 amino acids)
Biological process (GO): positive regulation of Wnt signaling pathway
Cellular component (GO): external side of plasma membrane; membrane
Molecular function (GO): signaling receptor activity
Source: RefSeq, a predicted model, not a curated record
ACUAGUCAGGUGACAUGACCGCGCACGCGCAUUAAAAUUCUUCCUGUUCCUCACUAAUAUAAUGUUUAUUUCUGUUUUAUUUAUGUCAUAAACUAUUUUGCUCGUGUUAUAUACAAUGGAUGUGAGCUGAUGAGACACAAGCACUUGGCUAAGGACCAGGCUCCUGACCUGUUUUCUCUGGAGCUGGCUGGUAUGGAGGAGCUCGCCCGGCGCUACGGCACUGACCCCGCCCAGUUCCAGGACGCCCGAGAGAUUCUGGUAGCAGCGCUGCAGAAGUUCGCCAAUGACGUCUUCGGCGUUUCAGCAACGCGGUGGUGGAGGUGGUGAUGGUGAAGACGUUCGAGACGCCACUUACCAGGAAGUCGCGCUCCAUCCUGGAGGCUAAGCAGAUUAGUAACCCGGGAAGCCCCUACAACCUGGCCUACAAGUACAACUUUGAAUACGCCGUCGUGUUCAACAUCGUGCUGUGGCUCAUGAUCGUGUUGGCUCUCGCCGUCAUCGUCAUCUCGUAUAACCUGUGGAACAUGGACCCGGGCUACGACAGCAUCAUCUACAGGAUGACCAAUCAGAAGAUCCGCAUGGACUAACCGUGCAUUCCAUCGCAGUGUUAUUGUGUAUUGUGUAUUGUGUGUGUGUGUGUGUGUGUAUAUAUACACACAGGUUUCUCACUUCCAUUCAUCCCAUACGUCAAGUGUUUGUGUGUGUAUAUAGCUCUAAAACGUCAGUUUGUGAAUAUUUAUUGAUGCCUGCUAUUUUGUUGAAAAUCUAAAUGAAUACAUAUAUAAUAUACACACAGCGGAUGAAUGAAUUCGAAUGAAAUCGCGCUCAAGUGUGGUGUGGUGUGGUGUUCCUGAUCUAGCUACAUGUUGAAUCAGCUGUAUUUAUUAUUGUUUUGUUUUUUUAUUCCUGAUACACUGGACUGUAAUAUCUGAUACUGAUGUAAUGGGGGUGGGGUGAUGCACAAAAAUUGCAUGCAGUAAAACUUCACCUAGGUGUGAUGUUAAAACUAGGAGAUUGUUGGCGUGGUUUUAUUUGGAAAAGUCAGAGACAGUUGGGUAAAAAAAUGUUAGAAAUAUAAUUGUUUGAUCUGACACGCAGCGAUUGAAGGGCAAAAUGGUAGAUGUGAUAUUUUUAACUUGGCUUAACCUCAACUCUCCAUCACCCGGUACGUUCAGCUGACCAUGUUAUGUCCUCUGACCAUAACGUGAACUUUAGACGAAUUGUUUUACCAACAAGUGUAGAGGUGCAAAGUUCAUUUAUUACCAAAUAAAGACUUCUGAUACGGU